Penicillium cataractarum is the source of this 708-nucleotide messenger RNA. RefSeq names its product Yae1 family protein. The record is from RefSeq and is a predicted model, not a curated record. The coding region runs from base 1 to 708 and encodes 235 amino acids. The transcript has a single exon. Lineage: Eukaryota; Fungi; Ascomycota; Eurotiomycetes; Eurotiales; Aspergillaceae.
AUGAGCUCUACACACAGCGAUGCCAACCCCGCAGUCGACAAUUCUCUAGACGACAUCUUCGGCUCCUCGCCACCGCCAGAGACCAGAGAGGUGCCAUCGGACUUGCGGGAUGAAUCUACGUCUACGGCUGAACCUUCCGAUCUACCCUCUCUACGUCGUCAACACGUUACCGCGGGGUACCGCGACGGAGUCUCGACAUCCAAAGGCGAACACGUCCAGCGCGGCUUCGACGCGGGCUUCCCUGUUGGAGCGCAAUUGGGCAUGCGGGCUGGAACGAUACUUGGUAUUCUGGAGGGUAUUACGCGAGGACUAGAGGACCGGUCCGUUUCGGGUGUUGUGAAGAAACCCGUUGCGCGGGGAGCGUCAGGGCCAUCGGCGACUGAUGAGUCGCGGUCGGCGGAGACGGCAGAGUCGCGUCGUCGGUUGAGAGAGGAGGUUCUCAAGAUUUAUCUGGAUGCUACCAAAGCAUUGGAUGUGCAGUCUGUCUUUGCGGGUUCCGAUGUAGGGGCUGGUUCGGGAUCGUUAGGGUCGAAUGCGCCCGGUACGCAAGCAGGGGAGCCCGCGGAAGCUCAACUCGGACGGAAGGGUGACGCGGUGGUCUCGAAGUGGGAGGGUAAGGUUGCAGUGCCGCAGUGGGAGAAGAAUAUGGAGGCUUUGGAGAUGAAGGACAGUCAGGGAGACAAGGGCGCGGCGGUCGAGCGGAGCUGA